Molecule: messenger RNA, 972 nt
Organism: Musa acuminata subsp. malaccensis (wild Malaysian banana)
Lineage: Eukaryota; Viridiplantae; Streptophyta; Magnoliopsida; Zingiberales; Musaceae
Product: extra-large guanine nucleotide-binding protein 2-like
Source: RefSeq, a predicted model, not a curated record
AUGGGAGACAAGACGACCAUCGCGAGGGCGAGGCAAGAGCUGGAGAAUCUUUACCUCGGAGUACCGGACGACUCCGUCGACCUCAGUUUCAAGGACCUCACCAGCUUCCAAGCCACCAUGUCGCCGAUCCACGAGGAACCGAAGGCGGCGGUGACCAAGUCGCCGAGUCUCGACUUCGCCAAGGGCCUGCGGGGAACGAAGAGCGGCAGCGACAGCGCGGCGGAGCAUGAGCUGCGCCGGGAACGCCUCGCGCGUGGCAGCUUCAUGACGAGGAACGGCAUUAGCUCUGCUGCUGUGAUGGCUGGGACCGGUCAAGCUGACGCUGUUAGUGUAGUGAGCAUGGCGAGUGCAGUGAGAGGAGAGACAGGGAGAAGAAGGCGUCCCGGCAUUCCUCACUCAAAUAUAUGUGCUCUGUGCAGCGUCUACAUCUACGUGUUCCGGCAUCGGUGCUUGGUUUGUGGAAGAGUGUAUUGCAGGGACUGUGUCGGCAUUGGGAUGGGAGACAUGUCUGAAGGAAGGAAAUGUGUGGAGUGCCUCGGAAGAAGAUUCUGCCAAAGGUACAUCAAGAGGGCAGGGCAUGCAUGGUGUUGCUGGCGAUACCCGAGCAGAGUGAAGCUCCAAGAGCUCAAGUGGGCGGAGAAGGGGCCGAGGAGGAGCGGCGAGAGGCGAUAUCGGAGCCAGGCGGUGUCGGCGGUGGGCCCGAGACUACUGCACGCGUCGAGAUCAGGAAGCCCUUCUGUGGCCGCGACGCCGAGGCCGCCAGCUGCUGCUACUCCCGGCCGCUUCGGCAUCAGCCAUGACUCCUCCGUUGUGAGCUUCAUGCGCUCACCCAGUCCUCAUGGGUUUCCCCUUUGAUGGCAGGAGAACUCAAAGCGUCAUGGAGGUUGAGGUCUCAGAUCUGUUGUUGACUCGUCUUGUGCAUCACAUUGAUUCUUUCCCGCAACAUGAUAUCGUGCAUUUGUUCUACUAAGA